Arachis duranensis is the source of this 972-nucleotide messenger RNA. RefSeq lists its product as uncharacterized. The transcript has 3 exons. The record is from RefSeq and is a predicted model, not a curated record. The coding region runs from base 315 to 668 and encodes 117 amino acids. NCBI's taxonomy places the organism in Eukaryota, Viridiplantae, Streptophyta, Magnoliopsida, Fabales, Fabaceae.
AAAAACAAAAAAAAAUAUUAGCCCCUUCGCCCCUGACUGCAACCCCCACCUGCUCCACCUCCAAACUACUCUCCGUCAGCCAGAGGGUGUUGCACCGCCGGCGUCUCCUUCGUCGCGGUCCUCUUCUCCUUGGCAUCUCCCUCUCCGUGCUCACACUCAAGAACGUCACUCUUCUACAUCUCACGAACGUCGCUGAGUUGUCACCCAAAAAUCGCCGUUGGCCUCGCCUCUUGUCUUCGCCGAAUGACAUCUCUGCUUGCUUCUUCAGCGUCGUCGACGGUUUGGAAUUUUAACACAAGAACUUAGAGCCAAGGAUGUCUCUUCGUAUAAAGGCUGUGGUAGAUAAGUUUGUUCAAGAGUUGAAAGAAGCAUUAGAUGCUGAUAUUCAAGAUAGGAUCAUGAAGGAGAGAGAGAUGCAAAGUUAUAUUGAAGAGCGUGAGCGUGAAGUAGCGGAGCGUGAAGCUGCAUGGAAGGCUGAACUUUCUCGUCGUGAGGCAGAGAUUGCGCGUCAAGAGGCAAGGCUGAAGAUGGAAAGAGACAACCUUGAGAAAGAAAAAAGUGUCUUAAUGGGAACUGCCUCAAAUCAAGAUAACCAAGAUGGAGCUCUUGAAAUUACAGUGAGCGGCGAAAAGUACCGAUGCCUUAGAUUCUCCAAGGCAAAGAAAUGAUGCUUGAUGCUCUGCUUAGCAGACCAGAAUGGGAAAAAAAGUACGUUUUUCAUUCCUCACCUCCGAAAGAGAGGGUUAGUCCAGCUAAGAGACUAACAUGCAAUUCCAUGUCAAGUUGUGGUUUAUUUGUUCAUUAUUCAUUGCUCAAUUUGGAAAGUCAUUGUUUGGUCCAUAUUUUUUCAUCUGUAAAUUUUUAGUAUUACAGUUUCACAUUGAUGAGUUGGUACUUUUUGUAGUGAAAAUAUAUGGUUUCAGUUACGUUAAGGACAACUUUGCCGAGUUAAAUACAAAAUUUUUAUUGUUA